This is a messenger RNA of Penicillium psychrosexuale, 486 nucleotides long. RefSeq names its product tropomyosin. The record is from RefSeq and is a predicted model, not a curated record. NCBI's taxonomy places the organism in Eukaryota, Fungi, Ascomycota, Eurotiomycetes, Eurotiales, Aspergillaceae. The coding region runs from base 1 to 486 and encodes 161 amino acids. The transcript is spliced from 3 exons.
AUGGACAAGAUCAAGGAGCGCAUGGUCGCCCUCCGCGCUGAGGCGGAUGAGGCUCACGAGCUCGUCGAUGAGCUCAAGGCCAAGGUCAAGACCUUGGAGCAGGAGAAUUUGUCAAAAGAACAAGAGAUCACAUCCCUGAACCACCGCAACCAGCUUCUAGAGGAGGAGGUUGAGAAGACAGAGGCCGCCCUCAAGGAGGCCAAGGAUGCUGCCAGCCAGAGCCUCCAGCACGACACUCAGAACGAGGCCCUUCAGCGACGGGUGCAGCUUCUUGAGGAGGAGGCUGAGGAGAACGACAAGACUCUGCGGGAAACCAAUGAGAAGCUCCGCCAAACGGAUAUCAAGGCUGGUCACUACGAGCGGAAGGUGCAGGCGCUCGAGGACCAACACGCCAAGCUCGAGCAAAGAUACGAGGAUGCGAUCAAGGAACACAGCACUGUGAAGAAGGAGCUUGACGACCUUGCAUCCCAGAUGGCCGAUAUCUAA